AAGGAGUUUCAGUAGAGCGCAGCUGCUGGUUACUGCGCGUGAGACAGCCAGUGGAGAAGGUUUUGGAAGAAAUCAUAUGAUAUGAAAACUGGACCAUUUGGUUCUGUGACUGCAUCGUGCUGAUCGCCGCUUUGAAUCACAUGUCGCCGACCUUACCCCUUUCAGAGGAUUCUGAGUGUGACAGGAUAGUUGAUGAGGAAGUCAGGAUGAGAGCUACAGAGAGCCUGCAGUCCUUCCUUAAGGACAGGGAAAAGUCUGACAUGCUUCUAGAGCAGCACUUAGAAGCCCUGAAAGCUUCACACCAACAACAACUUCAGCAGAUAAAGCUGCAACAUCAGGCUAGUUUAGAAAGCCGGACUCUGCAGAACUCACUGCUUACCUCAAACUCUGAUGCUCCGCUGAAGGCCAACAGACCAGAGGGAAAUAUUCAAAGUAAUGAAGGCAGCACCAAAAGCAGAGGAAGUAUUUACUGUUUGAAUAGACCACAGAGAUCCUCCUCCACACCUGACCUGAGCUCCAAGAUGAGCCAGCACAAGCCUCUUAACUCCUCUGGAACUUUGAGAUCUACCAUGAGCCAUUCACAAGCUCCCUGGAGAAAAACACAGAGAUGUGCCAAAGAGCCCAUACAAGUUACACCUGACAAAGAGGAACUGGACUGGGCCGAGUGUCAGAAACAGUUUCGAGUAUCACCUGUACCAGAACACAUCUUCAAGCUCCUUUAUGACGAUAUUGUACAGGAGCAGGAACGUGUGAGGCAGGAGGGACGGCAGCAGAGGAAAGAGUUCCUUUUAUCCAUUCAGAAACCUUUUAGGUUUCAUCAGAAAGAAGAGAAGAGAAGGGAAAGGACAAAGCCAGAAUCCAGUGCUGACAAACUGAAUGGAAACAAAAAGGAUGAUGGAAGGAAGAGAUGCAUACCUAAAGCUGUCACAGACCCAGCAAUGUCUGAACAGCUGAAAGAAAAGGAGCAACAGAGGAAGAUUCGCAUCCAGUCCAGGGCUCAGGAGACUCUCAGAGCAUCCUCUGCGCCCAUCCAGAGCCUGAGUAGUAGAGCUGAGCACCAGGCCCGUAGCUCCCAAAGAAGCAAGACCAAAGUGCUGGGAUUCUUAGAGCAGAGUCCAUCCUUUCGACCAAAAACAAAUGCUAAGGUGCCAGACUUUGAAAAGUUGCACCAGGCCUUUCAGAAAGAGGCGAUGGAGAGAACAGAAAGACGAGAGGUCACCCUGUGCCACCCGUUCCAGCUGCGAACAUCAGCUCUUCAGCCACGUCACAGCAGGAGCAGCACAGACAAAGUACCAAAAUAUACUGAUAUGAGCACUUUGAAGAGGAGCAAUUCAUUUAGUGGCUUGACAUCAUUAUCCAGAGAUUUUCUUCCCACUUACAUAAACGAUGCUGCAAGGAAAAGGUCUAUGGCCAUAAGAAAGUCUCAGGAGCUGAGAGAGAGUAAGGAUCAGCAAAAUGCAGACUGGAUGAAACAAUACAGAAUGAACUCUCAAGCCAUGAGUAGAGGAGUUGUAGCACGUGCCAAGGCCAUGGACCCCCACAGGAGUCUUAAGGAGGUCUUUCAGGAGAAACUCAAGCAGCACAGACACGCCGAUCAAGAAAGGAUAAAAGAUUAUAAAAAAGAACUGAGGGAGAUGAAAGCUCGGGUCUCAGCACGUCCUUACCUCUUUGAACAGGUGUCACAGAGAAAUGCUAAGAGUGAUGCUGAGCGCAGAUAUAGAAGCACUCUAGAGCAGGAAGGCCUGGAUGAACAUUUUGUAAGAUCCACAGGAGGAAAUGAUGAAAGCCAGACAUCAGAAAACACAGACACUGAUAGGAACAGUGAUGUUGGAGAUCACAAUUUUGAAACUGACUCACAGCACAGGGAAGGAAGCAGGGAUGACAGCGACCAAAGUGAGGAUGGAACAGAAGAAAAGAGCAUGAAACCCAAAGGGAAAAGAGUCAGCUGACAGUGAGAGAGCAGUUGGUAUUUGGUUAACACAGCGUGUCAUGAUCAGAUACAAGAACACUGGCACUUCCAUCAAAUCAGUUCAGCAUUUCAGUCUUGUUGAAAAUGUGGUAAGCCAUGUAGAGCUCAGUGAUAUAUUUUUUUUCUUUUUCAUGGCUUGUGUAUAAAUGUUUAUAUGUCAUGUUUGUAAGUGAUUUUUUAAAGGAUAAUUAUGAUUCUACUUCAACAAGAUGGGUUCUGGCUGUGCAACCUGCUUAUUAAGAUGAAAAUGUCAAAGGCAGUUUGGGACUUGUGGAUCUAAAUUUGUUGGGGGAUACUGAGAGAGACUGGCAAGCAAAGAAAACAAUCUUCACAAAAUAAAUAAAUAAAUAAAUAAAAUAAAUAAAAAAAAGUGAAAGGUUUUGCAUUUGCUUGUCUUUUGCUUGUUGAGUACUAAAUAAUAUUUAAGGCUGCUCAGAUGUAUGGAUGUAUUUGGAUGAUUUGUAGAGUGGAAUAUAAACAAAUAGCAAAUAAAUUUACUCAGGGAUUCAGUAAUCAUAUUUUCAUUGAUGAUGGUGAUGAUGAUGAUGAUGAUGAUGGACAUCUGUACCGCUGGAAUGCAAUUAUACACCUAUAACUGUCACAGAGGAAAGCUUUCUUCUCUGAGCACAAUUUGAAUAAAUAUAGAAAGAACACAAUAUGACAAAGUUCCCUUUAGGUCAAGGCACAUCUGAAAUUCACAUUGCUGAGAUGUAAAUCUUGGGGAUGAGGUCUGGCUAUUUUGAGAAGCACAGCACCACUAAAGUCAACGUUGGUUAUUUAUCUAUCAUAGUAAAAGAAACCCUCAUGUCACUGUGUUGACCCAGCUGCCCGCCACAUCAAGAGCUUAUACGCUGUGCAGAUUUACAGUGAACACUCCCUUUAACCUAUUUCUGAAUGGCUUGCUGAUAUAUGUUACAUAAAUUAAAAGCAUAAAAGUUCCAGCCCAUUUCAAUGCAUUUCAGAAAUCUGUUGUCGCGCUUUAAAAGAACUUCCACUGAAAUAAGUGAAAAAUAAGUCCCUCCUAGCACCCUGUAUUUAUUAUUUAUUUUAUUUCUUCUUUUGUACCCAUAACGUUUCUCUAUUAGGGUAUUAAAAUAAAAGGUUUGCCUUUCACAGAGUAGAACCCUUCUGUGAAUCUUGAGGAAUCUCAGGAAGCCACCAGGAACCUGUAAGUGUUUUAUUUUUCUAAAGGUCUGUUAGUUUCUUUGAUAGUUUAAUAUUAAAAACUGGAAAAACAAUAAAUAUAGGUUUGGAACAGCCAUUAUUCAAAAUAUAUAUUAUACUGUGUGAAUACAUUGGGUAUGUACAUGUAUAACAGAAUGCUUUCAUGAAUUAAAGGGUAAACUUAAAGGGUAAUGAAUAAAAGAUAAAGUCUAUAGCUAGUCAAAGAAUCUAUGAAGAAUAACGUGAUUGAAUAACUCUGGAGCAUCUACUAUGAAUCAACAUUAUAGGACAAAAUUCCAGUGGCAAAAGUCAGAGAUUUGUGUAACAUGCUAAUAUUAUGUAUUUUACUGAAAGAAUGAAACCUUCCACGUGGAGACGGGCAUCAUACACUGAUCCAUAAGCAUCAGACUCAGUGUGUAUGUAUCUGCUCAUGCAUUCAGUCAAGGUGCUGUACAGCUCAGGAUCUGAGAGACAUGUUUGGCCUGAGCAUUUAGCAUCACAUGAUGGAAAGUUCAAGGGCUCCUGCAAGGUCGUCAUGGCAACUGUGCUCUCUCCUGCUACCCUGUCAUUUCCAAGCACACUCAGUUUCCCGACAGAUUGUCCCUCACGAUGACAGCGCUUCACUCAACCUAGCGCAUGCAGUCGAUUUGUCAUCUGAACUCGCUGAAGAGGAAUUCCAAUAACUAGACGGAUAAUCCUGUAAAACAUGAUGCUUUGAGAAAGAAUGCAAUGCACAAUUAAAGAAAACCUGAUGACGUAAUCUUUUGAGUUAAUGGCCAUGGUCUCACCUGCAGGAGGAGCUGUGCCUCAUAACAUCUUUAUCUUACCAAUGCUGGGAGCAUUUGAGCCACAGAUCCUUUCUGUCUGUCUGCUGUCUAUCUAAGCUCACUGUAUAGGAGAAAGAGAACAUGUAGGAGUCUGCAGUGUGCUUGUGCAAAAGCCAGAAAGAUGCAAGAGAGGGAGAUUGAUAGAGAAGGGCUAAUGGCAGAUAUCGACUCCACAACCUUGUCAUCUCACUUUGACUGCACAUCAAACUAGGCUGUGUGAGAGCGCAAGCUUCAGCAAGGGGAGAGGGAACAGAGAGUGAGUGAGCGAGUGAAGGAGAGAGAGAUAGAGAGAGAGAGAGAGAGAGAGAGAGAGAGAGAGAGAGAGAGAGAGAGAGAGGGAGAGAGAGAGAGAGAGUAAACGCAAGGCUUUACAUGCACAUAUUCACACAGAACACCCUGAAUUCCCAAAGCCCUAGAGGGAGGCACAGAGAGAGCGAGGUCACACUAGAGCAGAAACAUCAAAGAUUGACCAGAAGUAAAGAUCUUUCUUGUUGUGGGAUUAAGGAAAUGGGAACUGUGGAUCAGGAAGUCCUGGUUUGAUUCAGAGGACAACAAAUUUGAUGCUAUAUUCUUGUGCAAGUGAAGACAGAGCAACACCUUCACUUUGUGAAAACAUGGAGAAACUCUCAGGCAAAGACAAGGAGCUGAUCCGGGACAGCUGGGAGAGCCUCGGCAAGAACAAGGUCCCACACGGCAUCGUCAUGUUUACCAGGUUGUUUGAACUGGACCCAACUCUGCUGACCCUCUUUAACUAUAAAACCAAGUGUGGAGUCGUGCCUGAGUGUCUGUCCAGCCCUGAGUUCCUGGAGCAUGUCACCAAG
Molecule: messenger RNA, 4781 nt
Organism: Hemibagrus wyckioides
Lineage: Eukaryota; Metazoa; Chordata; Actinopteri; Siluriformes; Bagridae
Gene: fam161b
Product: FAM161 centrosomal protein B
Exons: 12
Coding region: 141-1949 (602 amino acids)
Biological process (GO): cilium organization
Cellular component (GO): cilium
Source: RefSeq, a predicted model, not a curated record